AUGUUUGAGGUGUUGGACAAACACAAAGCUAUGGACAGCAUGGUGGAGCUGCUGCAGGUGUACCCCGAGGAGGACGAGGCGUACGGAGAGCUGCUGGAGGCGACGACUCAGCUCUACCACUACCUGCUUCAGCCUUUCAGGGACAUGAGGGAACUGGCAAUGCUGCGCAGACAGCAGAUUAAGAUCUCACUGGAGACGGAGCGCUUGGGUCCUCGUAGAGUGGAGAGCCUGAGGAAAGAGGAUGAAGAGUGGCAGAAGAAGGCUCACGCCGCCGUGCUCUCUAUACAGGACCUGACUGUCAAGUUCUUUGAAACCACAACACGGGCACAGAAAGCUUUAUAUGAGCGGAUGCGUGCAGACCAGAGGAAGUUUGGCAAGUCGGCGUGGGCAGCAGCGGUGGAACGCAUGGAGCGGCUACAGUACGCUGUUUCCAAAGAAACUCUGCAGCUGAUGAGAGCCAAGGAAAUAUGCCUGGAACAGAGGAAACAUGGCUUGAAGGAGGAGAUGCAGGGUCUGCAAGGUGGGGAGGAUGCCAUGGUGCGUCUGGACCAGCUCGAGGCGCUGUACUAUGAGUUGCAGCUGCAGCUGUAUGAUAUUCAGGCAGAGGUGCUGCGCUGUGAAGAGCUGCUGCUCACUGCACAGCUGCAGAGUCUGCGCAGGCAAAUGACAGAGCGACAGGAUGAGGUGGUGUACUACGACGCUUUUGAGAGCACCGAUGCCAUGAAGGGUGAGGAGGAUCCCGCAACCCCGCCGUCCCCCCUCAGAGAUGAAGAACUCAGCGUCCUACAGCAGAGGACACGGCAGCUGGAGGCCCGCAGAGGCCGCAUCACGGCCAAGAAAGUCUACCUCAAAAACAAGAAGGAAAUCUGUAUCGUCAAUCACAACCAGAAGUUACAACAGCGACAAGGUAGCCAUGCUGAUUCCCUGCAGACACUGCAACAGGGAGCUGAAGCUGAGGAAGAUGAAGCCAGGAGCAACACUAGAGUGAGUCAGGAGAGGCAGAGGACUCUGGACAGACUUCGCAGCCUCAAACAGCGUUAUCCAGGCCAGGUGACUCUGAAGUCCAGCCGGCUGCGUCUGAGUCAGCCUCACAGCCGGAGGAGAGCAGGACAGCUGCCCAGCACUCACUCAGCCAGCGUUCAGACCGACUGCAUCUCAGAUCUCCCAGAACUCUCUGCACCUCCGCCCGACGUCUGCGGCUGCGACAGCGUCUCCUUACCUACAGUUGAACUCGAAAAUCUCGACUCUUCGCCUCCAUUCCUCUCUCUGCCUCCCCUCUCAGCCUCCCCAUCUAUUCUUUCACUGGGUCCUCCUCCCCCUCCACCUCCUCCUCCACCCCCCCCUCCUCCUCCGCCACUUCCUCCCUCAGAGGAGCAGCAGCAGCAGCAGCAGGUCGAGGGCAGGAGAAAUGAUCCCAGGCCAGUGCAGCAUCAUAAAAGCGAGUCUGAAUCGUCCUCUCUACCCCUGGCUCCGUUUUCCCCCCGCUUCUUCGACAGCAGUCAGCUGCAGACGGCGAGGAAGAAGCUGAAGAAGACGGCCUCACUGGACUCAUCGCAGUGGAGGAGAGCGAGCUCCCCCAUGGACGAGGUGUUGGCCUCCCUCAAACGUGGCAGCUUCCACCUGAGGAAGGCUGAGCUGCGCGUCCUAGCCCCCGACCCGGAUGAUGACAGCAACAACAUCCUGGCUCAGAUCCGGCAGGGCGUGCGGCUGAAGAAGGUACGGACCCGGCCGGAGCAGCAGCGUCACGCCAAGAGCUUCCCCCACUCGGCCGACGCUCUGACCCGCAGCAUCCAUGAGGCUCUGAGGAGAAUCAAGGAGGCUUCACCCGAGUCCGAGUCGGAGGAUGAAGGCCUUCCAUGCACUGACUGGGAAAACUAAGCAGAUUUGAAGUUUAUAAACUCCAUUUUUUUAUGGAUACGUGGAGUCAAAAUGAAGACAAAGCGAUGGCUUAAUGCACCUGGAGAUACCGUGGUGCAAUUUGAACAAAAUCCUAUUGAGUUUUUUUACAUCAGAAAACUGCUCAGAAGUAUGAUUUUUUUUAUUCGUACUUUUGUGUGUUGUUUGUAAAGAUGGACCACUAAUCUUUUUUUAUGUCGUUGCUGUGGCAUUCUUGGCGAGGAUACAACCUCUAACCUCUCAUUAUGUUAGUCCACAUGUCAGAGUCGUACUGUAGCUUGCUGUGAUGGGUUUGUUUUAGGAAGUAAGUAUUGUGUUUAUUCACGUUUCUCUCGCUUACAACAACACAGUGAGCAUUCAGACUCUUCACUGAUUACGUGUGCUUUACACUUUUACAUUGUGACAGCCAUCUUUCAGUGCAUAAAAUGCCUAGACGUGUACACGUGUGAUAGGAUAAUUCCCACUUCCUUAAAGGAACAGUUUGACGCUUUUGGAGAUACAGCUGCUGGCUGUAGCUUUAUAUUUAGAAAUGCUCAGCAAAAACAGUGAAUAAGCAUAUUUCCCAUAAUGUCACACUUUAAUUUGCUAAUUAAAGUCGCAAGAAUGCCAAAAAUUGGCACUGAUUUGUAUGUUUUGCAAAUCACCCAUACCCGUUUUAAGCAUUUUCACUCUAAAAAUCAUAAAUAGCUACAUGUACAAAUAUUUAGGAAACAAUAUAUAAAAAGAUAAAGAGGUUUGAGAGAAAGGAAAUCAAACUCAAUUUCAGUCUUCAUCAUCUGUUCUGAAAUUAACAGAAAGUUGGUUAUUGUAGUUUAACACAGUCAGCAGCUCACAGGCAAAUCCGGUGCUUUAAAACGCUUAGUGUCCGAUAACCACAAUUUGCACCAAAAAUCGCACUUUUUCACAAAGUUACAAGUCAGUCAAAUCUGAACACACAGACACGAUACAUGUAUUUAUAGACUUAGUGAGCCGUGCACUUUCUAAGGACGUCAUUAUCGCUGAUAAACAUCCACAUGUUAAUUUAGAAAUGAGAAAAAAAUGAAUGAAAAAAUAGCCUGAGAAUCAUCAUGUUUUCAAAUUUAUUCAGUAUCAGUCAAGGAGGUUAUGAAAAUGUUAAUGCUGAGGUCAAAGCAGAAAAGGUGACAGCGGCAACAACGUUGGUGUUAUGUAAGGUCUUUAAAUCAAGCCUGUCGGGACAGUGAGGAGAGUGUGUCUCUCGUGCCUCCACACUGCCCCUGCUGUUUAUAUACUUGCUGCAUCUCACGCCCCUGUCGCAUUUUUGAGGUGCACGCACGAAACCAACGCAGGGGACAUGUGGCAACCAUCACGCGUACACAUAGUUAAGUCAACCACAUCUCUAGCCUAAGUCUCACUUUAUCUGCAGCUUUCAUUCUGCUGCUCCAUCUGUGCCCAGAGUACGGUCCAAGCUCUGAGUGUGGUGCAAUCAAUAUUCAAAUGGUUUAUAGAUUGAAAACGGCUCUCCUAGCGAACAGUCUAGCUCCAAAAAUAGAAAAUCUUUUUGAGACAGCAAAUGUUUUAAUUGUGGCUGCCAUAAAUACAAGGAUGGGAGGGAAACCUUGUUCUUCAUAAGAAAUUUUAAAAAUUCAAACAUAAAUCUUAAUUGUUGUCAGGAGCUAGCUGAUGAGGUCCGGAUGGGUGGCGAUGGGUUCCAAAUGGGUUUCAAAUGUGAUUGUUCAGUACUACCCACAUUACAAAUGGACUACAAACAGAAGCCAGGACACUUCCAAAACCAAAACCUUGUUCCACUGCCUCCAGAUUCUGCAUUCAUUAGCCGAUAUCUGACUAUAGAGAUUACCCAAAGCAGAACAUUUCUAAAAUUUAGAGCAUAAUUAUAAUAACAGGUGUGGAAAAAGCUCAUAAAUAUUUAAUAUAUACUGUAUUUGUGUCACUUUGAAAAGCGCUGAUGUAUUUUGAGAUGCUGUCGCUGAUCGAGCUUAAGUGUAUGUCAGAGAGAGAGUUUCUGAAAGGAUAUGAUCCAAACAGUGUUUACCUGCAGCCCAGACAGGAUCAGACUUUAAGAAGCUCCGCACGGCUGGCUCACAAAUACUGAGUCAACUUGGAAAUACCAACACACACAACCAGCUGUAGUUUCAGAUCAUUAUUCAUCACAAAUAUGUGUUCACUUGUGCAUCCUCUGUGUUUCCUCCUUCAAGGAUGCCAUUUACACCAGGACAGUAUUGUGACAAAAUAUAUAUUAGACGAAAUAUAUAUAUUACAUGACUAUAUAUAUUGGGCACCAAGUGAAACAUAAACGAUUACUUGAAUCUGUGAUGGGCUGAUUGUGCUGUCACUCUUUGAGAUGGAAAAAAUGGAUGGAUGGGAUAUAAUAAUUCAAUAGAUAGAUAGAUAGAUAUACUUUAUUAUCUGCAGAGGAUUCCCCUCUGAUGAAUAAUAAUAACCUACAUUGUGAUCGUCCGCUGUUAUGAUACAUUAUUGUUUAAUUACUCUGCAAGACUCAUUAGUAUAUGACUUAAAAAUGAAACCAAAAAGGCUGAGAGUGUCAGAAAAU
Molecule: messenger RNA, 4426 nt
Organism: Plectropomus leopardus (leopard coralgrouper)
Lineage: Eukaryota; Metazoa; Chordata; Actinopteri; Perciformes; Serranidae
Source: RefSeq, a predicted model, not a curated record